Bombina bombina (fire-bellied toad) is the source of this 1699-nucleotide messenger RNA. RefSeq names its product zinc finger protein 25-like. Gene Ontology annotation, molecular function: RNA polymerase II cis-regulatory region sequence-specific DNA binding; DNA-binding transcription factor activity. Gene Ontology annotation, biological process: regulation of transcription by RNA polymerase II. The coding region runs from base 176 to 1699 and encodes 507 amino acids. The record is from RefSeq and is a predicted model, not a curated record. The transcript has 10 exons. Lineage: Eukaryota; Metazoa; Chordata; Amphibia; Anura; Bombinatoridae.
GGGACACGGAAAUCUGAGUGAAGAAAGAACUACAACGGUUGCGACUAGAUCCCAAUCGGCUUUAGUCACAUGACUGCCGUGACAUAAUCGGUAGUCUAGCCGGAAUUUGUGUUAUAUACACUACUGUUAUGUGUCACAUUUAUAGCAUCAGACUCAGUUACUGACAAAGAACAAGAUGAACAAAUACAGGAAACAGAUGGCAGAGCAGUUCCUGAGUCAGGCCCUGAGCAUCAUCUGCCUGCUGACCGGAGAGGAGUAUGCCAUUGUGAAGAAGAAGUCCUCCCACAGCAGCAUUCACCGGCAGAGCAGAGAGGUGCCUAUAAAGUGUGAUGAUGUUGCUGUGUAUUUCUCUAUGGAGGAGUGGGAGUAUAUAGAGGGACACAAGGAGCUUUACAAGGACGUCAUGAUGGAGACUCACCAAGCACUAAGGACUAUGGAGAUCCCAGGAAAUGAGAGCUCAGAAUUAACAGGUCACAGUGGUGGAAAUCUAAACACAGAAGCACAAGGAGAACUUGAACAGAAUAUUCAGUCAGUGGAGACCGCAUCAGACAUCUCUGCAGAACUAACAGGUCACAGUAAUAAAUAUCUAGACACGGAAGCACCAGAAGAAAUUAUACAGAAUAUUCAGCCAGUGGAGACCCCAUCAGACGUUGCUGCAGGUGAAUAUGAUGCUGUGAUUUCAUGUAAUUUGGAACAAACAGAAGAUCAGUGGCUAAGAAAUAUGACCGAAUCUGCAAAGCAGGAAAUAUGUGAGAAUGUUAGGAUUGGUAGGUGGUUAGGAGAUGAUUCCUGGCACCAGGAGCAGGAACGAAGAGGGCUCAAUGUCGGAUCAGCAGGAGCUGGAUCUUCCAACGGUGAUGUUAAGACUGAAGUUACACUUAAUGCUGAACAAACAGAUGAUCUGUAUGUAAAUUGUCAACAGGAAGUUGUAAAGCAGGAAGUCAUUGUCAAUAUCAGUACAGGUGAAUUCACAAACUGCAAUAAUCCUAGUCGUGGUCAAAGUGCUGAUGUUUCUUUCAAUCUUCAUCAAAAUUUAAGACGUCACAUGGGGAAUGUAUGUUCUGAAUGUGGGAAAUGUUUUACCUGUAAGUCACAACUUACUAGACAUCAGAAAUAUCACAAAGGAGAGAAACCAUUUUCAUGUUCUGAGUGUGGAAAAUGUUUUACUGUAAAAUCAGAUCUUGGUAUGCAUCAGAGAAUUCAUACAGGGGAGAAAGCCUAUUCAUGUUCUGAGUGUGGGAAACGAUUUUCUAAGAAAUCACAUCUUACUGAGCAUCAGCCAAUGCAUACAGGAGAGAAAGCAUUUUCAUGUUUGGACUGUGGGAAAUGUUUUACUCUAAAAUCAAAUCUUACUAAGCAUCAGAAAAUUCAUACCGGGGAGAAAGCAUUUUCAUGUUCUGAAUGCGGGAAAUGUUUUAUUCAGAAAUCAAAUCUUAUUUCACAUCAGAGAAUUCAUACAGGAGAGAAAGCAUUUUCAUGUUCAGAGUGUGAGAAAUCUUUUUCUAAAAAAUCAAGUUUUGUUAAGCAUCAGAAAAUCCAUUUAGUGGAGAAAGGAUUUUCAUAUUCUGAAUGUGGGAAAUGUUUAAAUCAGAAUUUAUCUAAUAAUAAUGAUGAUCAGAAAGUUAAUAGCGUAGAGAGAGGAUUUUCAUGUUCUGACUGUGGGAAAUGUUUUACUCAGAAAACAAAUCUUAUUACUUAG